Molecule: messenger RNA, 6777 nt
Organism: Symbiodinium sp. CCMP2592
Lineage: Eukaryota; Dinophyceae; Suessiales; Symbiodiniaceae
Source: the annotation of a GenBank genome assembly
AUGAAGACGCUGAACGUAGAAACGUUGUUUGUCACAGUGGUUGGAGCUGGCUGGGGGCAAUGCUUGCACGGCAGCAUCGUCAAUGACAGUGGGAUCAACAGGUUUGUGGCUUCUGCGGAUCCAGUAGAAGUGGCUGCAGCCGUUUUGUACGGCCAGUGCUCGUCGGGUGUGGCAUACCAAGUCGCUGUGGCCGCUCGCCACUGCUGCACAUCUUGGCCCCAAAGGCUCUGCGAGCCUGAUGCCCCGGUGGUAUCGCCCUGCGAGGAUCCCACCCAGUUUCUGCCGAGCAAGCAUUGGACGGACGGACUCGAGGAAGGCUCGUGCGAACAAGCUAGCAUUACUUGGACUGAUGCGUACCUGGCCUUGGAGAAUGCUACCAAGACAGGCAGCUGCGACGGCAUUAGCCUGAACGGACAGUCCCUGGAGGACUGGGUGGCGAAGCGCGCGUCUUGCUGUGCCAGCGACCCCGCGACAAUCUGUACGCCGGCCCCCGUGACGCCUUGUACCACCCUUGACGAUUUCAUGGCGGACAAGAUCUACUCUGCCCACUGCCACUUCCUUCACUCGCCGGGUCCGAACGACUGCGGCGCUCAUGGCUGUUACUACCACGAGGAAUAUGCGCACUGCGAAUGCUCACAGAAUGCGAGCUGCGUGGCUUUAGGCGGCACCUGGCAUUCCCAGACCUGUGGCAAGGAGGUCUCGGAGUGGGAUCACAGGAGGCGCAGCGCUCUGGAGGAGGCGCAAACGGCUGGCAACUGCGCAGACUUGACCUACACCGGUGACCUCAAGGCCGAAAUAGAGGGCUUCUCGAAGAUGUGCUGCAAAUCCUUCCCGGCCACAGUUUGCGAGCCCAGAGCCCAGAGGAUGACGUACUGCAAGGACGAGGCAGACUUCCUGCCGAAGAACUUCAUGGAAGGCAGCAAGACCUGCCAAGAGGAGCUGUCGGAGAUGAGCUCGGAGUGGCACCUGGCGCUGAAGAAGGCGUCGGAGCAAAGCAGCUGCACCACUGACUUCUUCCACGGCCAGGCCCUGGAUCAGAUGAUCUCGGCUCCCAGCAAGAAGUGCUGCGCCUCCUCCCCGGCGAAUGCCUGCCACAAAGACCUUCAACAGAUGACGCCUUGCAAGGACGACGCGGACUUCCUGCCCAACAACUCCAUGGGCUGGACCGCAUGCAAGUUCUCCCAUGAUGUGGUGGCGAGCUGCGAGGCACUGCACGGCUUUUACUGGGCCGAAACCGGCCUCUGCUACAUCGGGCAGGACCAGACUCAGAAGGCAAACUGUGUAGCCAACGGAGGCAGCUUGUACGAGCACACCUGCGGUGACGAGAUCGCUUCCUGGGAGCCGCAGUACCACUUCCUCGUUCACCUUGCGAAAGAGACCGAUUGCGACAAUGUGCAGGUGCACGGGCAGGGGAUGAAGGAUGCGUUGAACUACCCGGCAAAGAUGUGCUGCGCCUCCUUUCCGGGCUCCCUUUGCAGUCCCUUGGCCAAGAAGAUGACGCCCUGCAAAGACGAUGCCGACUUCCAGCCCGACCGGCCCUUCGCCGAAUGGUGCGAGUUCCAUGGCCACCCGCCACAAACCGAUGCUUGCCAUGCGCAUGGUUGCAGCACACAUGGUGACGGCUGCGACUGCCAUGCGAAGGCAAACUGUGAGGCGGCGGGAGGCACCUGGAAGGUCGAGACCUGUGGCAUGGAAAUCCAGAACUGGGAGCCUGCUUUCCACAUAGCCCUACAAGAGGCAGACUCUCUGGGAUCCUGUGCCGCACACUCCUACGGGGACCUGCCCUCCUUGGUCCAGCACCCUGCCGAGAAGUGCUGUGCCUCCUACCCUGCCACACUCUGCGACAAUUCCGCCCGGAAGAUGACGCCUUGCGCAGACGAGGACGAUUUCGAUUCGGACAAGGUGGCUGUGCUGCGCUACUAUGCUGUUCGAUCAUGGUUCGUGGUGAUGUGGAGCUGGUGCCACAUAGAAGGGCCCGUCAACGCCACGCUCUGCAACGCCCAGGCGGACUGCUACGGUGGCGAUGGCUGGUGCCAUUGCGAAGCUCAGGCCUCGUGUGAGGCCAUGGGUGGCACCUGGAACGCACAGACCUGCGCGAAGGAGGUGGAGCAAUGGAGGCCGGAGCAGCACCGACUGCUUCAGAGCAUUGAGGACGAAGGCAGGACCUGCGAGGGCAAGGAGGUCGACGGCAUGCGGGCGCAGGACGUGCAGCGAACGGACUUCACGAAUUGGCCUGCACAGCUGUGCUGCACGUCCUGGCCGAAGAGCAUCUGCGAAAGGGACGUCGUUGCCAUGACGCCGUGUCUUCGCCGCGAGGAUUUCCAGCCUGAUGGGGUGACGUCAGCCUGGUGCCACGCGCUCUUUCCGGUCCCGGCGAAGGCCGACUGCGAGGCGCAGGGCUGCACGACCAACGAGAACGGCGAUUGGUGCCACUGUGAGACCGAAGCCGGCUGCGUGGCCCUAGGCUUGGCAGGAAGAUGGGGUGGUGAAUGGAAGACCGAGCACUGCCAAGACCACCUCAAGUGGGAGCCAUCGAGCUGGCACAAGGCCGUCGCAAAGGCCAUCGACCAGGACACUUGCCUCUCGUUGCAAAAAGCUACCGGCUGUGUCCUUCGUAGCUGCAACAUGAUGCAGUGGUCCACUGAUUCCGACCCGACAAGUUGGGGCUCCAAGCUUCAGGAGUUUCUUGCGGGGCAAGGUGAUGACAUAAUGGCCACCUCCCAUGAGAAGCUCGAGGACAAAGUGGAGUGGCUAGGCAUCCCUUGCAUUCAUGGCGAUUUCCAGGCAGACAAGGUUAUUGAGACACGCUGCCAGCUGGACUCGAUCGAUGGUCGCUUGGAUCGCCACAGCACUCUGGGAGACGUCAACUAUUGGCGAUGGAAACUCUGCCCCUCGCGCUCCUUCCCGCAGGAGGCCCUGGCAGAGGGAGGAUGCUCGGACUUGGAGUACGACGGGAAUCUGAAGGAGGAGAUGGAGACCGAGUGGGCUGCGAAAUUGUGCUGCUCCGAAUUCCCGCGGUGUGGCGGGGUGUGGAACCGGGUUGUAGGAGGGUUUGCGGACUACUGCAAGGACUGGCAGCUCAGCACCUGGUUAGCCGACCUGCAAAUUCGACGAAAUGAAGAGGACGAGGCAGACUUCCUUCCGGACAACGUUCAUGAGGCGUAUUGCUCGGCAGACCAGUUCAAGGAUGAGCACAGCUGCGUGGCAGCCGGAUUCCAGUGGCACACCAAGACCUGCCAAGAGGAGCUGUCGGAGAUGAGCUCGGAAUGGCACCUGGCGCUGAAGAAGGCGUCGGAGCAGAGCAGCUGCAGCACUGACUUCUUCCACGGCCAGGCCCUGGAUCAGAUGAUUUCCGCUUCCAGCAAGAAGUGCUGCGCCUCCUCCCCGGGGAAUGCCUGCCACAAAGACCUUCAACAGAUGACGCCUUGCAAGGAUCACGCGGACUUCCUGCCCAACAACUCCAUGGGCUGGACCGCAUGCAAGUUCUCCCAUGAUGUGGUGGCGAGCUGCGAGGCACUGCACGGCUUUUACUGGGCCGAAACCGGCCUCUGCUACAUCGGGCAGGACCAGACUCAGAAGGCAAACUGUGUAGCCAACGGAGGCAGCUUGUACGAGCACACCUGCGGUGACGAGAUCGCUUCCUGGGAGCCGCAGUACCACUUCCUCGUUCACCUUGCGAAAGAGACCGAUUGCGACAAUGUGCAGGUGCACGGGCAGGGGAUGAAGGAUGCGUUGAACUACCCGGCAAAGAUGUGCUGCGCCUCCUUUCCGGGCUCCCUUUGCAGUCCCUUGGCCAAGAAGAUGACGCCCUGCAAAGACGAUGCCGACUUCCAGCCCGACCGGCCCUUCGCCGAAUGGUGCGAGUUCCAUGGCCAUACGCCACAAACCGAUGCUUGCCAUGCGCAUGGUUGCAGCACGCAUGGUGGCGGCUGCGACUGCCAUGCGAAGGCAAACUGUGAGGCAGCGGGAGGCACCUGGAAGGUCGAGACCUGUGGCAUGGAAAUCCAGAACUGGGAGCCUGCUUUCCACAUGGCCCUGCAAGAGGCAGACUCUCUGGGAUCCUGUACCGCACACUCCUACGUGGACCUGCCCUCCUUGAUCCAGCACCCUGCCGAGAAGUGCUGUGCCUCCUACCCUGCCACACUCUGCGACAAGACCGCCCGGAAGAUGAUGCCCUGUGCACAUCCAUGGCAUUUCCAGGCAGACAAGGUGAUGUGGAGCUGGUGCCACAUAGAAGGGCCCGUCAACGCCACGCUCUGCAACGCCCAGGCGGACUGCUACGGUGACCAUGACUGGUGCCACUGCGAAGCUCAGGCCUCGUGUGAGGCCAUGGGUGGCACCUGGAACGCACAGACCUGCGCGAAGGAGGUGGAGCAAUGGAGGCCGGAGCAGCACCGUCUGCUUCAGAACAUUGAGGACGAAGGCAGUAGCUGCGAGGGCAAGGAGGUCGACGGCAUGCGGGCGCAGGAUUUCACGACUUGGCCAGCAAGGAUGUGCUGCACGUCCUGGCCACAGAGCAUCUGCGAAAGGGACGUCGUUGCCAUGACGCCGUGUCUCCGCCGGGAGGAUUUCCAUGCUGAUGCAGUUUCGUCAGCCUGGUGCCAUGCGCUCUUUCCGGUCCCGGCCAAGGCCGACUGUGAGGCGCAGGGCUGUACGAGCAACGAGAACGGCGAUUGGUGCCACUGCGAGGCCGAAGCGGGCUGCGUAGCCCUAGGUGGCCAGUGGAUGACCGCGAGUUGUCAAGAAGAGCUCAAGUGGCAGGAAGUGAGUUGGCACAAGGCCGUCUCACAAGCCAUCGACAAGGGAACCUGUGAUGAUGUGAUGGCCAACGAGCAUCAUCAAAGGCUGGAGGACACGCUGUCGCUAGCUCCGAAGUGUUGUGAACACGGCCUCUCCGUCUGCAGUGUGCUCACGCUGAAAGCAGGUGUGCCUUGCGCCAGCGAGGCAGACUUCACUGCUGACAAGGCAGCCCAGCAGGGUAUGGGAACCAACAGCGUAGAUCACAGACGAAUUCCCAAAGUAAUGGACCAGAUGAGGGAUCCUCGAAUGAGGGAGGCCGCCAAGGAAGGGAGUUGCGCGGAUCUCGAGUAUGGCUCCUACGAAAGUCUGAAGAUGAGCACCGACUGGGCUGCACGCCAAUGCUGCAGUUCAUGGCCCAAGAGUUUCUGUGAGCCGACUGCCAAGUUCGCAUCAAUCUGCAAGGACGAUGCCGAUUACAGGCCGGACAACGAAAUCAGCGGCCACUGCGAAGGGGACAACACACCCUACAAGGAUGAGCGCGGCUGCGUCGCGGCUGGCUACAAGUGGCGCUCCAGGACCUGUCACGAAGAGCUGUCGAGCCAAAGCGUAGAAUGGCAUAAGGCUGUGGUCGAGGCAACAGAGAGUGGCACCUGCAGCAGUCAUAUCUUCUUGGGUACUCCUAUAGAGGAUCUGAUCGCGGAGCCCUCCAGGAAAUGCUGUGCCUCGGCGCCAGCGAAUGCUUGCUACAAGGACUUGCAGAAGCAGACGCCAUGCCAGGACGCUGGCGAUUUCCUUGGUGAUAAGGUGACCGCUGGAUUCUGCGAUUUCCCUGACUACCACUUUGACAGCUCGGGAGCUGCGGAACGUGGUUGCAAGGCCGUGGAUAGUGGCUGCGAUCAGGACAGCGGCAGGUGCGUUUGCAUCCCGACGCCGGAGGCCAAAGCAGGCUGCGAGUUAGCUGGCGCCAUUUGGCGGGAGUCCACCUGUGCCUCCGAGAACGAUGCCAACGAUUUCAGGUGGCACAUCCUUGUCCAACAUGCUCGCCAGGCUGGCUGUGAUUUCGAGCUUCACAUGGAGCCUUUCUCGGAGCACAUGUCCCACGCCUCCCAACGCUGUUGUGCUUCCUACCCGGCCUCCGUCUGUAAUCCUGUGGUGAAGCCCAUGACGCCUUGCAAAGAUGAAGCAGACUUCCUACCAGCCAAGUCUGUCUUCGGGCACUGCGAGCUCAGCUCGCAGGUGGAGGCUGGAAUUUGCGAAGCAAACCUGGGGUGCGCCCUCCAGGGCAACAACUGCGUCUGCUCCUUCCGGGAGAGCUGUGUGGCAGUCGGAGGCACCUGGAAGGUCACAACCUGCGAGAUGCAAAUGCAAAGCUUCGAACCCGAAAUGCACAAGGCCUUGCAGGAGGCUAACGCGACCGGCGUCUGCACAGGGUGGACGAUGGACGGGCCUUUGCAAGAUCUCGUCACCCACCUUGGCGAGAAGUGCUGUGCAUCCUUCCCAGCCACGGUCUGCGACAAGACGGCCAAGAAGUCUAAGAGCGACUUGCUAAAGCCGGGAACCUCUGUGGGACUGGCCGCCGUUAAUGCCAACAGGUUCCUACGGGUGAAGCCCGUUUACGGUGACGAGGAGGUUGGUAUUGGUUGGUGGAUCCACUGGAAUGACUUUGUCUUUCCGAGGAACUGGGUCCACGAAGUCUUCACGGUGGUGGACGCUGGGAAUGGGAACAUCGCGUUCCACCAGGCCAACGUCAACCGAUUCUUGAGGCUGGAAGCGGACAAGAUUAUCACCAGCAGCCCCAUGGCCGCCUACGAGCUACCCUCAGACUCGCCGGGCGAAGUCUUCCAGGUUGUUCACACCGGGGACGGGGAACUGAUUGCCUUCUACAAUCCCCACUUCCAUCGCUUCAUCGAUAUGAAGGGCGGCAAUGUGCUAAGUGUCAGCGAUGUCCAGACCGUCGAGGACCUGCCGUGUUGGGUUACCUUGUUCCGUUCCUCCUCACUCCGGGCAAAGUCUAUGCCUUCCACUGCAAGAGGCUGA